This is a messenger RNA of Corticium candelabrum, 1815 nucleotides long. RefSeq lists its product as uncharacterized. Gene Ontology annotation, molecular function: alpha-L-fucosidase activity. NCBI's taxonomy places the organism in Eukaryota, Metazoa, Porifera, Homoscleromorpha, Homosclerophorida, Plakinidae. The record is from RefSeq and is a predicted model, not a curated record. Gene Ontology annotation, biological process: glycoside catabolic process; fucose metabolic process. The transcript is spliced from 13 exons. Bases 1 to 1626 code for a protein of 541 amino acids. Gene Ontology annotation, cellular component: lysosome.
AUGCUGUGGUACGUUUUGAUUGCUACAUUUGCUGCUUCAACAGUAAGAGGAGAUAACCAAUGUGUAGCAGGGAUAAAGCUUGAUCCUCUUGACAGACUCCGAGAAGGAGGCGAUUACACGAACUUUGAGCAGAAAACGUCGGACAUACGCGAAUGCGAGGAAGCAUGCUGUAACGACUCUCGUUGUGCAGCAUUUUCGUACAACAAUCCGAUGCCCUCGGAUCUUAUGAACUGCCAUAGAGGCAGCAUUUGCUGCAAUCUCAAGGAGGGUCCGCCUCCUCAGACCAACUCCAGUGGAAAAGGCAUUGUCUCCGGCAGUAAACCUAUUAAUCCCAAAGACCUGGCAAAGCCUUCUCUUCGCAUUUUGGAAUACAUGGAUAUGGAACUGACAAUGUUCAUGCACUUUAAUUUGGCUACAUUUGCGAAUAUCGAGCACAACUGUUACCAAGGUGCUUGCCUGAAUGAAUCACUCUUCAAUCCUUCCAAUCUCAAUGCAACGCAAUGGGUUAUGACAGCUAAAGAGAUGGGUGCAGGAGAAAUAUGUCUGACAGCUCAUCAUGAGGGCGGAUUCUGCUUGUGGCCAACCAAUUAUAGUUAUUAUAGUGUGGCUGCUUCUCCAUGGAAAGGUGGCAAGGGUGAUGUAAUCAAAGAAUUUACAGAUGCAUGCAGCGAGCAUGGAAUUAGGCCAUGCUUCUAUUUAUCGGCUAGUGCUGAUGCAUAUCACAGGAACAUGUCUGUAGAAUAUUACAUUUAUAAUGAACUAGGAAUGUUUACUGAAAUUCUUACUCAGUAUGGACCCAUUUAUAGAUUUUGGUUUGAUCAUUAUGGUUCUCCAUGUGGUGGCUCGUUGACAGGAUGUCCAGGAGGAUUUCCAGCUUACUGGUACAAUGUUACACAACACAUCAGAGACAUUUCUCCAGAAACAUUGAUGGGGCCUGGACCAGAUAUUUGGUACAAUGGAGGAGGAGAAUCUGGUAGUGGAAUGUAUCCUCUCUGGAAUCCUUCUGAUACGAGAGAUGGCACACCUUGGAAUUCGACUACAGUGUCUGGUCCACAAGGAAUGUUCUUUCGUCCCAGGGAGUCAGACAUGACAAUCCAGAAUCCUGGUGAUAAAUGGUUUUGGGGAAAGGGUCAUGCUUAUUACAAUGCAUCACAACUAUGGGAACACUGGAUGGUCACUGUUGGUCGGGGUGCUAACCUCAUUUUGAACAUUCCACCGGACACUACAGGCAUUAUUCCAGAGUACUUCACAGCAGAAACGAAGAAAUUUGGAGAUGCACUUAGAGCAACUUUCUCUACACCUUUAGCAUCAGUCUAUGAUACCACCUGCAACUGCAAUGAGACCAUCACUCUCCAGUUUCUACAGCCAAUAAUGUUUGAUCUUGUUGUAACCACGGAGAACAUGAUCAAUGGUCAGAGGAUUGUACGAUAUGAGGUGGAUGCCAAUGUUAACAAACAGUGGAUGACCCUGACAAUACCAAAUGGGCAAACUGUAGGCCACAAGGUAGUGGAUCAGAUUGCUAAGCCCAUAACUGCCACUGAGGUUCGAUUUCGAUGUGAGCAAUCCGUUGUUGAUCCAAUAUAUAUCAGACAGUUUGCUGUAUACAAGGCAGCUUUACCAUGGUAGACAAACAAACGAUAUUUUUGUUUUGGAUGCUUGGAUGUUACUUUUGUAUUGUGAGCAUCGCAGUCUGUUCAGAUUUGAAGUAAAUGUUUAGUAAAUGUGGUGGUUUUUAAUAGUCCAAGUUUCCUAAAUGACUCUUAAGUUUAUCAAUUAACCAAAAGGAAUUGCAAGGUUAUAUCUGCAAAGUGUAAA